AUGUCUUCGUCACUUGCUCGUCCCAUGCUCCGCUCGCCGGCUCUGCGCCAGCUUGCUUUCCGCCGCAGCGAGAGCACCGCCGCCAACAAGGCCUCCGAGACCGCCAAGGACGCUACCGCCAAGGCCAAGGAGUACCAGGCAAAGGCUGCGCAGGGCCUGUCGCGCGUCGCUGGCGCUGCUGGACCUGCCAUUGCCGGCGCUGCUCGUGGCGUCACCAACGCGCUCGGCAAGGUCGGUGGACGAACCGGCAAGCUGAUCAACUUCGUUGAGAAGCAAACCCCUCGGGCCGUUUACUACGGCAAGGUCGCCCUUGAGACCGGCAAGAUCGUCUUCCACGCCCAGAAGAUGAGCCCUCCUUCCGUUGCUACCUUCCAGUCCUUCUACCAAUCCCUGUGGAAGUCCAUCCAGAGCGGCUCCAUCCUCAAGUCUCCUCAGAACCUCCUCCAGCAGGUCCGCAGCCUGACACCCGGCCAGCUCGUUGCUGGCGGCGUCAUCUUCGCUGAGUGCCUUGGAUUUUUCACCAUUGGCGAGAUGAUUGGCCGAUUCAAGCUCAUUGGCUACCGAGGAGAGACUGCCUCUCACCACUAA
Trichoderma gamsii is the source of this 588-nucleotide messenger RNA. Its product is annotated as F-type H+-transporting ATPase subunit G. Gene Ontology annotation, biological process: proton motive force-driven ATP synthesis. The coding region runs from base 1 to 588 and encodes 195 amino acids. NCBI's taxonomy places the organism in Eukaryota, Fungi, Ascomycota, Sordariomycetes, Hypocreales, Hypocreaceae. The record is from RefSeq and is a predicted model, not a curated record. The transcript has 3 exons. Gene Ontology annotation, molecular function: proton transmembrane transporter activity.